Messenger RNA from Acanthopagrus latus (yellowfin seabream), 830 nucleotides. RefSeq lists its product as uncharacterized. Bases 256 to 681 code for a protein of 141 amino acids. Gene Ontology annotation, cellular component: blood microparticle; haptoglobin-hemoglobin complex; hemoglobin complex. The transcript is spliced from 3 exons. Lineage: Eukaryota; Metazoa; Chordata; Actinopteri; Spariformes; Sparidae. The record is from RefSeq and is a predicted model, not a curated record. Gene Ontology annotation, molecular function: haptoglobin binding; oxygen binding; organic acid binding. Gene Ontology annotation, biological process: oxygen transport; hydrogen peroxide catabolic process.
GGAGCCCCCACCCUGUCCUGGCUGCAGACCGAUAACAGAGGAGGGAAACAACACCACCACUUCUCAGCACGUUUCCUCCACGCAGGGACUGAAUCAUUGCUUCAACUCGUUCACUCUCCAUCCGUCUCUGCGUUGAUGUGUUCAUUCAAAAUGGUUGACUGACACCUUUUAAUGCACGUGUUCACACAUUGACGGUGCCUGCUGUGAAUCCGACUACGACCUCGGCUGUGAAAGUGGUUUCACUCUGCAGCUGCAAUGCUCUCCAAGAGGGAGAAAGAUCUCAUUGCAGAAGUAUGGACGAAACUGAUUCCUGUGGCAGAAGAUAUCGGGUCCGAUGCGCUUACUAGGAUGUUUGCCACCUUCCCAGGCACCAAGACGUACUUCUCCCACCUGGACAUCAGCCCUCGCUCCGCUCACCUGCUCUCUCACGGGGAGAAGAUCGUUCUGGCCAUAGCGGAGGGAGCCCAGGACAUCGACCAGCUGGCCAUCAGCCUGGCUCCCCUGCAGACCUUGCACGCCUACCAGCUCCGGAUAGACCCCACCAACUUCAAGCUCUUCUCCCACUGUAUGCUCGUCGCUCUGGCCGCUCACAUGGGCGACGACUUCACGCCGGUCGUGCACGCGGCCAUCGACAAGUACCUGUCGGCCUUCGCAGCCGUGCUCGCCGAGAAAUACAGAUGAGACCCCGGCCACGUUGUUUUUUUGUUUGUUUGUUUUUUAUUUAGGGAGUAUACAAACUAUUUAUAAUGCAAAAUGAUGUGAAGUAUUUAUAUAUGUGUGAAUGUUACAAUGCAAUGUUUUGUAAUAAUAAAAGAUGUGCAAUAAACGCC